Molecule: messenger RNA, 1471 nt
Organism: Dermochelys coriacea (leatherback sea turtle)
Lineage: Eukaryota; Metazoa; Chordata; Testudines; Dermochelyidae
Gene: NFATC2IP
Product: nuclear factor of activated T cells 2 interacting protein
Exons: 9
Coding region: 82-1149 (355 amino acids)
Biological process (GO): positive regulation of transcription by RNA polymerase II; cytokine production
Molecular function (GO): protein binding
Source: RefSeq, a predicted model, not a curated record
GCCGGGGCCAAUGGGAGGGUAGGGGCGGGGCUGAGUGGGAGGGUCUAAGCCACGGGGGGGCGUGACUUCGGAGCCCGCGCCAUGGCGGAGCCGGUUGGCCCUGCCCCACCCCCCAUCUACGUGGGGGGCAGCAGUAGCAGUGACAGCGAGGAGGAGCUCGUGAGACCCCCGAGGGGGGCAGUGGGGCAGCCGCGCUCCAAGCGCCGGCGUGUUCUGUGCAGCACCGAGAUCCCCGCUGUGCCUGUCUACUCGAACAAGGUGAACAGCAGCUUCCAGCUGUGCCCCGCGGAGCUGCACCAAGAGGUGCCCACCCUGCAGUGGCAGGGAGGGGCAGAUCUGGACGUGGAUGAGAUUGGCCCUGUCACGCCCCCCCGGCCGGAGCGGCCUCACGCCCCACGCCUCCCCCAGAGCCCCUGCACUGACUGGCUGGAGGAGGAGCCGCAGCAGCAGGGGGCAGUGAGAACGGUCCGGGAUGAGUCCCCUUCUCCCCCACCACAGCCCACACGCAGACAGAGGGGCCGGACCCGCCGGGAGGUGGCGCGCCAGCUGCGGGGUCUCCGCACGUGGCUUUCGGCCGCCCAGCGCAGCCUGCGGGAGGAGCCGCCUGAGGACGACGUGAUCCUGGUGGAGCCGCCCCCAGCCCCCGCGCCCCGGCAGCUGCAGCUCAAGGUGCGGUGCCGGGCCGAGAUCCACCGUGUCGCCGUGGAGAUGUCACAGCCCCUGCAUGCGGUGGUGGAGCACAUGGCCGGGAGGCUGCAGGUCCGGCCAGAGCAGAUCCUGCUGCUGCUGCGAGACGUAGAACUGCCCCCCAGCAGCACCUCCCAGGGCCUGGGCCUGGGCGUGGCCGACAUCCUCGAUUGUGUGGUGGACAUGGCAGCCAGGGAGCCGCAGGGUGGGGUGGAACCGGGGGCCGGGCCAGGCCCUGGGGAACUACGGCUGACCGUGCGAGGCCAGGAGAAGGACUCUCAGCUCACACUCAACGUGCCCAGGGGAGAGCCGCUGCACCGACUGAUGGAGCGCUACCAGGAGGCCAUGGGGCUGGGCGGCCGUCAACUCCGCUUCUUCUUCGAUGGGCAGCGCCUGGCAGGGACCCGCACGCCCGAGCAGCUGGGCAUGGAGCCCGACGACGUCAUCGAGGCCUGGGCCUAGCCCCCCUGGGGUGCUCCCUGACCCCCUCCUCCACAGCUGGGCACAGAACCGGCUGCUGCUGUCCCUGAGCCCGGGGAAUCCCCCUUCCUAGCACCCUGCAGCAGCUGGGCAUGGCCCUGCCCCCCGAGGAACCCCCCUGCACCUGGGCAUGGCCCGGAGCCUGCCCAUCAUGUCAUCAAGGCCUAGGCCUAGACCCAGACCGAGCCCCACCCCCGGCGGCCCAUUCUGUAAAUAGGGGACUUUAGGGGCAUUUAUCCCCCCUGGCACAGGGGAUGGGGGGGGGAAUUGCUUUUAUGAAAUAAAUAAAUGAACCCAGCCCUUG